Hyaloperonospora brassicae is the source of this 336-nucleotide messenger RNA. Lineage: Eukaryota; Oomycota; Peronosporomycetes; Peronosporales; Peronosporaceae. The record is from the annotation of a GenBank genome assembly.
AUGGAUCCAAAGGUGCGCGACCUCUACAGGCGCUUCUUGCUCGUCGGCCGCGACUAUCCGCUCGGCCUAAGCCACGUGCGUGAGAAGGUCAAAGCCGCCUUCUUCCUCAAUCGCAAUCUCACGGACCCCGUUGCGGUGAAGAAAGCGAUCAAGCGCGGACGCUGGAUGGUCCGCGAGAUCGUGGGUGUUAUUCAGCUGAAGAAGUACAGGACGCUCAAUAGUCGCUACACGCCCGCGGACUUGCGCGAGAAGCUGCGCGAUAUUGAGAACCGUCGCGUGCUCGAGGAACAGGAAGGGCGCGACGACAAGAAGAAUUGCGACUCGGACACGAGCUGA